Messenger RNA from Coprinopsis cinerea okayama7#130, 372 nucleotides. RefSeq lists its product as hypothetical. The transcript has a single exon. The coding region runs from base 1 to 372 and encodes 123 amino acids. The record is from RefSeq and is a predicted model, not a curated record. NCBI's taxonomy places the organism in Eukaryota, Fungi, Basidiomycota, Agaricomycetes, Agaricales, Psathyrellaceae.
AUGCGUCGUCUGCUCAGUGGGCGGAAGGAUCCCUUCGUCAAGGAGAACUUGCUACACAAAUUGGGGGAUCUGGCAGUUGCACUCCAACGAAACAGGAAUAUCGUUGCAACUCUUCACUGGCGCCCAAGAGUCCGCCAACUCUUCCUCAAGAAGAAUGCCUCCUUGCAACACUCAGGCCGUGAGGGGGCGUCUCGCCCUUCUCGCACCAUGUUCCCAACUCUGCUUCUUGCGACCGUGCCAAAGCGUUUUCGACGAUGGCAGCCAUGGGGCGAUGGAUUGACCAUCUGGGCGGAUUGGAUGGGUACCUGUGUGGCCUCUAAACCUGCAUUAAGGGACCUUCCUCCAUCGACCAUCGGAUGGAACGAUGGAUAG